Messenger RNA from Caenorhabditis remanei, 561 nucleotides. RefSeq lists its product as uncharacterized. Bases 1 to 561 code for a protein of 186 amino acids. The record is from RefSeq and is a predicted model, not a curated record. Lineage: Eukaryota; Metazoa; Nematoda; Chromadorea; Rhabditida; Rhabditidae. The transcript is spliced from 3 exons.
AUGUUGAUCCCUCUAGCCAUAUUAUUUUCCCAAGUUUCCGGAAUUUUCUAUCCGGUAGAGGCUUGUCUAGCCACCUCCCCAUCUCAAGCCGUAACAGUGACCAGUACGGAGACUCCAACCACAUCAGCAACGGCUUCUUCUACUACUGCUAGCACUACCAGUUCUACUACAUCCGCUAGCACAACAUCGGCCACCACUACAGAGGCUCCUCCAGUACUAAGAACAUGUUCUCCAACUGCAAUAACUUAUGGAGCUGGAGACAACCUCAACCCACAGCUAUCGAUCAAAGUGGAUUAUACCGGCCUGACCUCCACCCAAAUCGGCGACACCGCUGACACGACUUCUACUAUGACAGUCACUUGCUCCGCCAUCGAUGGAUACAGUGCUUAUAUGCUUUUGGAUGGGAAUACUCCUCCAGCAGAGAACCAAGGAAAUCCUCAAACUGUAUCGAUAACAGCUGUCUGCAGUAGUGUGGAUAUGAUUUGGAAUUAUGUGGUUGAAGUGAAUGGACAGACUUUUACGAGAGCAUUUACGUCGGUUAAUUGUAAUCAAGCGCCUUAA